Coffea eugenioides is the source of this 2131-nucleotide messenger RNA. RefSeq names its product APO protein 3, mitochondrial-like. Gene Ontology annotation, molecular function: RNA binding. Bases 269 to 1459 code for a protein of 396 amino acids. NCBI's taxonomy places the organism in Eukaryota, Viridiplantae, Streptophyta, Magnoliopsida, Gentianales, Rubiaceae. The transcript has 3 exons. The record is from RefSeq and is a predicted model, not a curated record.
CCAACGGCCAACGCUUCCCAAAAACCUUAUAGUUUUUCCAGAAUUUGCGAUUCCUGAAGUCUCCUCCAUUCGUUUUCGCUCACAAAACUUAGUUCAAGCGUUGGUGUUCAAAUUUGUAACCCACUUUUGCACUUUAGCAAUUUCUGUGAGCAAUUGUUCUUCUAGUCAUUUGUCUGCAUGCCACAUGUUUGUUAAAAUGCCCAAGCGAUAGACCAUUGCCAAAAAGGAAAAACGAUUUAAGUCCCUCCACAUCUGAUUGCAGGAUUAAAUGUUUCGUAAAGAGGCCCAAGAAUUUUUUAAUCCUUAUCAUGGGAUGAUGGUAAAAUAUUGCAAUGGGUGCUUCAAACUGUACUCGAGUGAGAGUGGCUUUACAGAGCUACCUAGAAAACUGAAGAAAUCUGAGCGAAAACCAUUGGUGACGAAUGUUAAUGAACUUAAGCAAAGAGCCAGGUUGGAAAAGCAACAAAGGAGGCUUGUCCAAGAGGUUACUCUUAAUGCUCCUGAAAAUGGUUUAUUGGUUAAAUCACUAGUUCCAGUCGCUCAUCAUGUUUUAUCUACUAAAGCUGAAUUAUUGGCUUGUGCUAGGAGAGUUGCUGAUAGUAUUCCUAUUUAUUUCUGCAGCUUAUGUGGCGAAGUUCAUGUAGGUGGUACUCCUCAUAUGAUUAGAACAUGUGAUGUAAGUGGCAGUCAGAGCACUAAAGAGCACACUUGGGAGAGAGGGAAAGUCGAACAUCUACUACCUGUAGUAGACUCUUUUCAUUUAUAUGACAGAUUGGGGAGAGCUGUUUCGCAUGAUGAGCGGCUUCAAGUGGAUCGGAUUCCUGCAAUAGUUGAGUUAUGUAUUCAGGCUGGAGUGGACAUCCCCGAGCACCCGACAAGGAGGAGAGAGUAUCCUAUUUAUCGUGUUGCUGGCAGGUUGAUUGAUUUCGAAAAGAGAUUCCCAAAGGAUUAUUCAUCUGGAAAGGACAUCAGUGCCUUUGGAUUUUGGGAUACUCCAUUAAAGUCUGGUGGAGUUGAGAAAAAUUUGGAUUUGCUUUCUGAUGAUAUAAAAGGUUUUGCAGAGAAAGGCAUGGAAGCAUGGGAGAACAUGCGUUCAGGAGCCAUAAAAUUAAUGCAGAAAUAUGCAGUUCAAACAUGCGGAUAUUGUUCUGAGGUCCAAGUUGGGCCCAAGGGUCAUAGAGUGAGGCAAUGUCAGGCGUUCAAGCAUCAGAUGCGUGAUGGACAACAUGCUUGGCAAGAGGCAACAAUUGAUGAUGUUGUUCCUCCAGUAUAUGUUUGGCAUGUUCGAGAUCAUCAUCCUGUUGUACUUGUAGAUGCUUUGAAGAGGUACUAUGGAAAGUUGCCUGCUGUGGUGGAAUUGUUUGCACAAGCUGGAGCAAAAGUUGGAGAGAGUUACAAUGGUGUAAUGAGGGAAGAUGUUGUGGUUCCCGAAUUAGAUGAGGAAAAGCUGGUUGUCUGAGGCUGUAAAGCAGUGCUUAAAAACUGGUAGUUUCAUACAUCCCUGAACCAUCUGCUAGUGAGAUUGGAUAUUCUCAUAUCACAACCCUUUCUUGAACACCUAAUCAACUGUUCAGCGUUAGCCUAGAGUCUCUUCACUGAUGCAUUGCAAAGGAAAAGAGAAAGGAAUAGGUGGAAAGUAAUUGACAUAGAGUAUGAAUUUUUCAGUGCGGCAUUACUAAGCUUUCAAAAGGUGGAUAUAAAUUGUUUGUUCCUGUUAUGCCUGUCUCUUGGAAUUGCAGGAAUUAGGUAAUUCUGGCAUUCUCAGCUUUGAAUUUUAAGUCAACUUUCUCUUUGGAGUAAUUGUUGGAUGCAGCUUUGCCGCUGGUUCAAAGUCUAUGAAAGCAAUAUUGAUGAAUAAUGGAAAACCGCAUUGAAGCUGUUAUUUGAAGGUGGGUUUUCUGCAGCUUCUAGCAAGGUCCACACAUUGUCCUUAAAGAUUCAUUUAAGCUUUGGUAAAACAGGAUGUAACUUUUAGGCAUUUGUCAAUGCAUAUCUGGUUCGUGAUAGCUGUCUGCUGGUUAGGGUAUUUGUUUAUGCUGUCUAAUCUUGUCUGUUGUUAAUGCUCCAAUGACUUGCUAAUCUUCAGUUAGUUGAUAAUAACUUGCAAUGAAUCUUGCAACUAUUUGUCAUA